Molecule: messenger RNA, 1469 nt
Organism: Lathyrus oleraceus (garden pea)
Lineage: Eukaryota; Viridiplantae; Streptophyta; Magnoliopsida; Fabales; Fabaceae
Product: peroxisomal adenine nucleotide carrier 1
Exons: 5
Coding region: 348-1310 (320 amino acids)
Biological process (GO): ATP transport; ADP transport; fatty acid beta-oxidation
Cellular component (GO): peroxisomal membrane
Molecular function (GO): ATP transmembrane transporter activity; ADP transmembrane transporter activity
Source: RefSeq, a predicted model, not a curated record
UCUAAUUCUCGUAUUUCUUUCUCUUCCAUUAAGAAACCUGAAUAUAGAUAUUUCUACCUAAAACCACUAUUUAAAACAUGUUUCGUGUGUUUUUGUUUCUUUCCUCCCCGCAUCGUCAAAAAAUUUAAAACACUAGAACUCAACCGUGCCGACUGCGGUGCUUCACUUACCACUUACCAGCUACCAUCUCUUCACCUCAACAACACCAACUUUCAUUCCAUUUCCUCCAAAUCACAACACCCAUUUCAUUUUCACCGAUAAUUCCCAAGUUACUCUAUUCAUUCACCUUAUCUUCCUCCAUUCCAUUAUUUCUUUCUCUUUCCGGAUUUUUCUCAUAACAGAACAAGAUGCAACUUGACCUUGAAUCAUUAUCCGAAGCUACUUCCGGAGCAAUUGGAUCCCUUGUCAGCACCACCGUCUUGUACCCGCUUGAUACUUGUAAGACCAAAUAUCAAGCUGAAGUUCAAGCUCGUCAUCAAAGAAAAUAUAGGAGAAUUUCUGAUGUUCUAUGGGAAGCAGUUUCUAAACGUCAGGUGCUUUCGUUGUACCAAGGCCUUGGGACGAAAAAUGUCCAAUCCUUCAUUUCGUCGUUUAUUUAUUUCUAUGGAUACAGCUACUUUAAGAAACUAUAUUUGAAAAAAACUGGAAACAAGAACAUUGGGACAACAGCAAACUUGAUCGCCGCUACUAUGUCUGGCGUUUGUACUAUACUAAUAACCCAGCCCUUAGAUACAGCAUCCUCAAGAAUGCAGACAAGUGAAUUUGGAAAAUCCAAGGGACUAUGGCAGACCUUAUCAGAGGGUACCUGGAGUGAGGCAUUUGAUGGUCUUGCCAUAUCUAUUCUUUUAACAACAAACCCGUCUAUUCAGUAUACGGCAUUCGAUCAGCUGAAACACAGACUACUAAAGGGAAAAGUGAGCAAGAAAACAGAUGCAAAGUCGUCCCCCGAAUCGCUGUCUGCAUUUAAUGCUUUCUUGCUUGGUGCAGUUUCAAAAUGCGCUGCUACAUGCUUGACAUACCCUGCUAUCAGGUGUAAAGUCACGAUUCAGGCUGCUGAUUCAUACGAUAAUAAGAGUACAGAAGCCGAGAAGAAGGCACAGAAGACAAUCUCCGGAGCACUCUAUACAAUUUGGAAAAGAGAAGGCCUCUUGGGAUUUUUCAACGGAUUGCAGGCGCAGAUAUUGAAAACUGUUCUCAGCUCUGCAUUACUUCUGAUGGUAAAGGAGAAGAUCACAAAGUCGACAUGGGUUCUGAUGCUCAUGAUUGGAAGAUACUUUUCUGCCAAUCCUCCCAAAUUGAAAGCAUCUUGAAUUCGCGCUCAAUAAACUAUGAACAAUUUCUCAUUUAAGAUGUUAUUUAUAGUAGCAUUUUUUUAGUUUAGUAUUGUGUUGUGCACUUGCAAACUCAAAAAUCAUAUUAUUGAUAACAACGACAACAAAUAACAACCCUUUGGGAACAACAUUCUCCGA